Molecule: messenger RNA, 1406 nt
Organism: Glycine soja
Lineage: Eukaryota; Viridiplantae; Streptophyta; Magnoliopsida; Fabales; Fabaceae
Exons: 7
Coding region: 82-1119 (345 amino acids)
Source: RefSeq, a predicted model, not a curated record
AAGAGAAAAUCACACAACACAACACAAAGCAAAAUCAAUAGCCCUCACAAGAAGACCCUAUCUUCCUCUUCCUCUCAGGGAAUGGGUGGAAGAUGGAGAACCCUCUCUUUGAUCUAUAACCGCAUAAACACUUCUUCUUCUUCCAAACCCCACUUUCCCUCCUUCUACCGCUCCCUCUCUCUCGCCGCCGCAACUUCUGAAAUACCCGACCCGGAUCCAAUCGGGUUCGGAGCCCCGGAACUCGACCCCUGCGUCAAAAUCCCCGUCAAAGCUUAUUUCCUCUCCACCAGUAUAAAUUUGAAGGGCAUUCAGGCUGAUAAUCACAGAAAUGUUGUUCCUCCAUCUUCCCGCUCGUCUUCAAACUAUGUUGCUCUCCGUUUCUGUGACUUCAAUUUGGACUCCAAUGGACAUGGGUUUCAUGUGAAAGCAAGCAACAGUCGUUACAUGGUUGUUUAUCAGUAUGGGUCAGCUGUUUUGUUUAAUAUCGAGGAUCAUGAAGUGGAAAGCUACCUGGAAUUAGUUAAGAAGCAUGCAUCUGGUUUACUUCAAGAUAUGAGGAAAGAUGAUUAUGCGAUAAAGGAGAAGCCACUGCAAGUUGAGGACAUGCAAGGAGGUCCAGACUACAUAGUUCUGAAAUCGUUGGAUACUGAUGGUAUCCGUAUAAUUGGAAGUGUAUUGGGACAAAGCAUAGCUCUGGAUUAUUUUGUCUCACAGGUUGAUGGUUUAGUUGAAGAGUUUGCUGGCAUAAAUCGCGGAAUGGAGAAAACUGGAACCUUCACUAUGGAUAAGAAGAAGCUACUUCAGCUAGUUGGGAAGGCUAACUCAAAUUUGGCCGAUGUGAUUCUUAAAGUUGGUCUCUUUGAGAGAUCAGAAAUUGCUUGGAGGGAUGCAAAGUAUGCUCAAAUAUAUGAGUAUCUUAGGGAGGAGUAUGAAGUUGCACAACGCUUUGGAAACCUGGAUUUCAAAUUGAAAUUCGUUGAGCACAAUAUUCAUUUUCUCCAAGAAGUUCUCCAGAACAGGAAAUCAGAUUUCUUGGAAUGGUGCAUUAUUGGUCUAUUGACUAUUGAAAAUGUUCUAUCCUUAUACGAGAUUCUUGGAGCUUCAAAUACAGUUUCUUAGUAGAUAGUAGUAAGAAGUUGAAGCUAUAGAUUAAUUUAUUGUAGUAACAAUUCUAGCAAUUUUUGAGCCGAUAAAAAAUUUGCCCUUUUGUAUUUAGUAUGGUAAAUAAUGUCCACAUAUCCCGGACCCAUUGAGCUGUAUGAAAUUUAUUUGAAAUUGUGAUAUAAUUCAAAAACAAAUGGAUUAGGUGCAUCUAGUUCCAUCAUUGUUGGAACUGAACUAUUGUUCAUAUUGUAAACUUUUAUCCUCCGAGGAUGGCAAAUAAAUCUGAAUUUGUUAUCAUAAAA